UUGCAGAAAAGAAAAGUUUCCACGAAGAAACAAACUGGAAAUGUUUACAAAACGUUACAAACAUGAAUGAGAAUGGCGUUUUAUCCAAAGAAUCAAACGAUAACAAUAAUAAUACGAAGAAAAGACUUGCUUUGUUAGAUCUACUUAUUGCCAGUUCUCUAAACGGUAAUCAAAUCGAUGAGAAAGGAAUUCGAGAAGAAGUCGAUACUUUCAUGUUCGGGGGUCAUGACACUACAGCAUCGACGUUGUCCUUUGCUUUGUCUCUUUUUGCAAAACACAAAGAUGUCCAGGAACGUAUAAGAGGGGAAGUGAACACGGUUAUGAAAGAAGAAAAUAACGAACUGACGAUUUUGGAACUACAAAAAUUGUCGUACUUGAAGAUGUGUAUAAAAGAAUCACUUCGUUUAUAUCUAAGCGUUCAUGCUAUAUUUCGUCAUAUAUCUCAGGAUUUACAGCUGAAAAAUUAUGUAAUCCCAGCUAGUGCGAUCUGUCAUGUAAACAUUCAUAGCAUACACAGAAAUCCAAAAUAUUGGCCAAAUCCUAAUGUUUUCAAUCCUGAUAGAUUCUUACCGGAAAAUAUGAAAGGACGUAAUCCUUACUCGUAUAUACCAUUUAGUGCAGGUUCAAGAAAUUGUAUCGGUCAAAAAUACGCUACGCUCGAACUUAAAAUAAUGGUAGCUCAUAUAUUGCACAAUUUUUAUUUGGAAUCGGUUGAUGAUGUACAAAUGAUAGAUCUUACUCUGCAUCCGUUCAAACCACUUCGACUAAAAUUUACACCUAUAAAAUAGAAUGAAUCGUAUAUGAUUUAGUUGUGAUUGGUAAUAAUCUCUUGUUAAGUAUAUAAUAUGUUGGACCAAUUCGUUAAAUUUAUUUAAACGUUAAACGUAUUAAAAUAAUGUAUAAUAGGUAUAUUUCUAAUAUGUACCAUUUAAUAUGAAAUAUAUAUUUUGUAAAUUAAGACAUCACGUAAUAUAAAUAUCUAGGAAACAUCACGUUUUCGAGAAAAAAGUUCGGAAAGAAGAUUUCAUUCGAUCUCACGAGGCAUUCGAAGAUAUAAACAUAUUCUUU
This is a messenger RNA of Vespula pensylvanica (western yellowjacket), 1068 nucleotides long. Its product is annotated as cytochrome P450 4c3-like. Gene Ontology annotation, molecular function: iron ion binding; heme binding; monooxygenase activity. Lineage: Eukaryota; Metazoa; Arthropoda; Insecta; Hymenoptera; Vespidae. The transcript is spliced from 6 exons. Bases 63 to 788 code for a protein of 241 amino acids. The record is from RefSeq and is a predicted model, not a curated record.